This is a messenger RNA of Alligator sinensis (Chinese alligator), 1969 nucleotides long. It is a transcript of the gene OXTR, whose product is annotated as oxytocin receptor. Gene Ontology annotation, biological process: female pregnancy; maternal process involved in parturition; regulation of systemic arterial blood pressure by vasopressin. NCBI's taxonomy places the organism in Eukaryota, Metazoa, Chordata, Crocodylia, Alligatoridae. Gene Ontology annotation, molecular function: oxytocin receptor activity; vasopressin receptor activity; peptide binding. Gene Ontology annotation, cellular component: membrane. The transcript has 3 exons. The record is from RefSeq and is a predicted model, not a curated record. Bases 389 to 1564 code for a protein of 391 amino acids.
GCCAGGUGUCUUGCUGUGGGAGAACCUCACCUAAACUAGAUCUUUUCUGGGCUCUUCUUUUAAACAGAAAACAGCAACUUCAGCCAGUAAAGCUGGGAGUUUUCAGAGGAGGAGCUGAGAAAGGAGUUUGAGGACAUGCCAAGUGCCUCCGUAGGGGGAGGAGUUGGAUGCUAAGACCAUCUCUGCCUCAGGAGGACUGAGCCUGCAGAACCUGGCUCCCUCUGGCUCAUGCAGGAGAAAAGGGUGAGCUCCCAGAUCAGCAGCUACCCACCACUGAAGAACUGAAAGCCAUGGUCCUCAGCAAGGGGAGGCUGUAACCAGGACACGCACAAGACUUUCCCACCGGAGCUCCCUCUGCUGCAAAAUAAUACAUGGGAAGGAGCUGGCCAUGGAGAAGCUGUACUUUGCAGGGAAUGACCUUUGGACUAUCAAUGGUUCGCUAGAAAACACCAGCCUGAGCCUGGAGAACCUGACUUAUGGGAAGAACAGCACGACUGACCCCCUGAAGAGAAAUGAGGACAUGGCCAAGGUAGAGGUGGCAGUGCUCUGUCUCAUCUUCUUCCUCGCCCUGACUGGCAACCUGUGUGUGCUGCUGGCCAUCCACACGACCCGGCACAAGCACUCCCGCAUGUACUACUUCAUGAAGCACCUGAGCAUCGCUGACCUGGUGGUGGCCAUCUUCCAGGUGCUGCCCCAGCUCAUCUGGGACAUUACCUUCAGGUUUUAUGGGCCAGACUUCCUCUGCCGCCUGGUCAAGUACCUGCAAGUAGUGGGAAUGUUUGCUUCCACUUACAUGCUCUUGUUGAUGUCCCUGGACCGGUGCCUGGCCAUCUGUCAGCCCUUGAGGUCAUUGCACAGGCGGUCUGACCGGCUGUCUGUCCUCCUCACCUGGCUUCUCUGCCUGCUGGUCAGCAUCCCCCAGAUCCACAUAUUUUCCCUCCGGGAUGUGGGCAAUGGGGUGUAUGACUGCUGGGCAGAUUUCAUCCAGCCCUGGGGACUCAAAGCCUACAUUACUUGGAUAACCUUGACAGUCUAUAUCAUCCCUGUGCUGAUGUUGAGUGUCUGCUAUGGUUUGAUCAGCUUCAAAAUCUGGCAGAACGUGAAACUAAAGACAGCCCAUGAGACCAACAUGAGUUUGACCACCAACUCCAGUGGGGCAGCACUGUCCAGGGUCAGCAGCAUCAAGCUCAUCUCUAAAGCCAAGAUACGGACAGUCAAAAUGACCUUCAUCAUAGUUUUAGCUUUCAUAGUGUGCUGGACUCCAUUUUUCUUUGUGCAGAUGUGGUCAGUAUGGGACAAGAAUGCUCCACAAGAAGCUUCCCCAUUUAUCAUUGCCAUGCUCCUAGCAAGUUUAAACAGCUGUUGCAAUCCCUGGAUCUACAUGCUUUACACAGGCCAUCUCUUCCAUGACCUUAUGCAACGGUUCCUCUGCUGUUCUACCCGUUACUUAAAAUCCCGGCAAAGAUGUGACCUUAGCGGCAGCAAGAAAAGCAACUCCUCCUCGUUUGUCCUGAGUCGUAAGAGCUCCAGUCAGAGGAGCUUCACGCAACCUUCUAUGGCAUAAAGACUCAUCCAGGACAGUUUAGACUUCAAUACCACUUUGCUCUGUCUUCAGCAUCUAUUUGUACAAAGGCUGAUUCAGAAUGUAUGGCGGUUCUUAUGUGUGUACAUAUAUGUAUGUGCGUGUGUGCGAUUGUAUGCGUGUGUUGAAUUUUUUAUUUAUCUGAGGCAGGAAGAAGAAAAGAACUUCUGUAGUCAAAAGUCUGGUAUGGAAUAGGUACUUUAAUUGGGUUUAAUUCAGUGGACAAGAUCCUGAAGCCUUUAGUCACUGAAAUCAAUGGGGUUUUUACAUAAUGACUAAGUAUCAACUGUGACAUCUUACUUACCUGACUAGGCUUACUGAAGUUGAUGAAUCAAAGUUAUUACUCCCAAGUUUAAGGGGAUAUUACUGAGUUGCAGCAGAGCUGAU